AAAAGUGGCAACCUCGCGCGCCUGUAAGUAAAACUGAAAAAGCGGAUAAAGUCUGAGAGCGUAGGGCCUUCUACUCCAGUGAAGUGAGUCUCUCAUUGAAGCGAAGCAAAGCAAGAAUCAAGAGAAAAUGUUAGCAAACCCUAGCAGUAGUAGCCUCUUCAAAACUCCCUGUUACUCUCGAACCCUCACUCUCACCCCUUCAAAUUGCCCUCGUCGCCUCCUCACCAGAAAGAAAUCCAGGUUCCGUUCCUUAUCAUUAUCUUCAUCAUCUCACAUUUUCUUACCCACCAAAACCUUUCUUGGUGCUACUAUCAGAGCAGGAGCCGCCUUCCAAGAACAUCAACCCUUGGACUCCGACUCCGACUGUUCUCCUCACCCUUACUCUAUCAAAAUCCCCGUCGGUGAUAGACAUAUUUUGGUUGAGACAGGCCACAUAGGGAGACAAGCUAGUGGUGCUGUUACAGUAACAGAUGGAGAAACCAUCGUGUACACAUCUGUUUGUAUGGCUGAUGUUCCAAGUGAGCCUUCAGAUUUUUUUCCUUUAUUUGUUAAUUAUCAAGAGCGUUUUUCUGCAGCAGGUCGGACUAGUGGUGGGUUUUUCAAACGAGAAGGGAGGACAAAAGAUCACGAGGUUCUUAUUUGUAGAUUGAUUGAUAGGCCUUUGCGCCCAACAAUGCUUAAGGGCUUCAACCAUGAGACUCAGAUACUAUCUUGGAUAAUUUGCAGACACGCAUGCAGCUGUGUCUUAGUCCAACACAUUCACAUAGGGGCUUUUGCUGUGUUUGUGCUCCUUAGAAAUUCCACAUUCACAUUAUGCUUACAGGUUUUGAGUUAUGAUGGUUUGCAUUCCCCUGAUUCUUUGGCAGUCACAGCAGCUGGGAUAGCAGUAGCUCUUUCAGAAGUGCCCAACUCAAAAGCAGUUGCAGGAGUUCGAAUUGGUCUUGUUGGCGAUAAGUAUAUUGUGAAUCCCACAUCGAAGGAGAUGGAAGAAUCUGAGCUGGACUUGUUGUUAGCUGGUACAGAUAAUGCAAUAUUGAUGAUAGAGGGUUACUGUAAUUUUCUCCCAGAAGAAAAGUUGCUGCGAGCAGUAGAAGUCGGGCAGGAUGCAGUACGAGCAAUUUGCAAUGAGGUGGAGGCUUUGGUUAAGAAGUGUGGGAAACCAAAAAUGCUUGACGCAAUCAAAUUACCUCCUCCUGAGCUAUAUAAGCAUGUGGAAGAAAUUGCUGGAGAUGAGUUGGUGAAAAUCUUGCAAAUUAGGAACAAAAUACCUAGAAGAAAAGCUCUCACAUCAUUGGAAGAAAAGGUUCUGACUAUACUUACUGAAAAUGGUUAUGUCGAAACAGAUACAGUUUCAGGAGCUGCUGAAACAUUACCAGAUUUAUUUGAGGAUGAGGAUGAGGAUGAGGAAGUGGUUGUGGAUGGUGAAGUAGAUGAAGGGGAUGUUCAUAUAAAGCCAAAUUCACGAAGAUCUACGCCCUUGCUUUUUUCUGAGGUAGAUGUGAAGCUAGUUUUUAAAGAAGUAACAUCAAAAUUCUUGCGAAAGCGCAUUGUGGAGGGUGGUAGAAGAAGUGACGGACGCGCCUUAGAUGAAAUACGUCCUAUUAACUCAAGAUGUGGAUUACUUCCAAGGGCACAUGGAAGUGCUCUUUUCACCCGAGGGGAAACACAGUCAUUGGCAGUGAUUACACUUGGUGAUAGACAGAUGGCACAAAGAAUAGACAACCUUGAGGGCGCAGAUGAACUGAAGAGGUUUUAUCUCCAGUACUCAUUUCCUCCUUCAAGUGUUGGGGAAGUUGGGCGAAUUGGGGCACCUACUAGAAGAGAAAUUGGUCAUGGAGUGCUUGCAGAGAGAGCCCUUGAACCAGUCUUGCCUUCUGAAGAUGAUUUUCCAUACACCAUACGUGUUGAGAGUACCAUCACAGAAAGCAAUGGCUCCUCAAGCAUGGCAUCUGUUUGUGGUGGUUGCUUAGCAUUGCAAGAUGCCGGUGUUCCUAUUAAGUGCUCUAUUGCUGGGAUAGCAAUGGGUAUGGUUCUGGACACUCAGGAAUUUGGGGGAGACGGAACUCCACUUAUUCUUUCUGACAUAAUUGGAUCUGAAGAUGCCUCUGGAGAUAUGGAUUUUAAGGUUGCAGGAAAUGAAGAAGGAAUAACUGCAUUUCAGAUGGACAUAAAGGUGGGAGGAAUUACAUUACCCAUUAUGAGAAAGGCACUCCUACAAGCAAGAGAUGGCCGAAAACACAUUCUUGCUGAAAUGUUGAAAUGCUCGCCUCCCCCCUUGAAAAGGCUUUCAAAGUAUGCCCCAUUAAUUCACAUCAUGAAGGUCAAACCAGAGAAAGUAAAUGCUAUCAUUGGUUCUGGUGGGAAGAAGGUUAAGAGUAUUAUUGAAGAAACUGGGGUAGAGGCAAUUGACACACAAGAUGAUGGCAUAGUGAAAAUUACUGCAAAGGAUUUAUCAAGUUUAGAGAAGUCAAAAGCUAUUAUUAGUAAUUUGACAAUGGUUCCAACUGUUGGUGAUAUCUAUCGGAACUGUGAGAUCAAAUCAAUAGCUCCUUACGGAGUUUUUGUUGAGAUAGCCCCUGGGCGAGAGGGACUUUGCCAUAUUAGUGAAUUGACUUCAAAUUGGCUGGCAAAGGCAGAAGAUGCUGUCAAAGUUGGAGACCGUAUUGAUGUUAAACUUAUUGAGGUAAAUGAUAAGGGUCAACUUCGCCUUAGCCGCCGAGUACUACUUCCUAAUACAGAACCGGAUAGUCCCAAUGUAAAGCAGCAAACAGAUAGCUCCACAAAAGAUAUAGUGGCUUCUCAAAAAGCACCUGGCAAAGGCUCAGCUAAGAAAGUAGUGAAUGUUCCAAAGGAUGGUUUAGCUGAAAAGAACAUUGAACAACUCGGGGAUAAAAUUAGCACACCAAAUUUAGAAAGUGCCCCUGAGAGUAAUCCAUCAGAGGACAAUGCUCAACUCCCUCAAAAGAAGUUCAUCAGGAGAUUGGUGAGCCCUGCCAGAGAUAGGCCCGAUACAAACAAAGACAAAUCAAAAGGCAGCAGUAAAGCAGUCAGUAGUGUCUCCAGCAAGGAUGAGAAUAGUUUAGUGAAUGGAGAGGCUAAAAUUGGGUAGCAAGUAAAUUGGGUACAGAUACAUGUUGUUCCCACAUGGUCUGAGUGACGGUGCAAGAGGCUUUAUGCUAACAGGAAGCAAUGGAAGAGUUCAAAUACCAUAUUUUGCCGACGGCUAGCAUAAAUUUUAUGAUAACCGUAGCAAAUUGAACCUUACAGUUAUGGCUUUCUGAUCAAGUGUUUUGUAAAAGAAGGCUAAGGGGCAAGGGAAAUAUAUUGAAGCAAAUGACUUCAAUUUAGAAUUCCCAUUUUUGGUGUUGCGUGUUAAGUGUCUCGCUAAAAUGCUUUGAAGUUAAUGGUGCUUCGUCACUGCUGCUUCAACAGUUGCUUUUGAAGCAGUCAAAGAAGAAUGCUCCUUCCUAUUCAAUUUUCUUAUUUAUUGCUAGAAUGUAAGAGUACAGCUUCUGUUGAUUAAAAUACAGUCAUUCUUUCUACUGACUAUUGUUCCAAUGGCGAGAAAACUGUUGUUAAUAAUGCAUUGGUCUCUCUCUCUCUCCAUGAACGAUUUAUUUUCUGGUCACUUCCAAAACCCCGGAGCAUACUAGUUAUGGCAGUAGCCUUAUUUUGCAACUUUCCAGAUUGACUUAGUUGGAAAUUGUCAAUGACGCCCCAACACAAUUUGAAGUAGGUUCAUUUGCUAGAAGCUGUCUGCAUGCUUUUCUUGAAAACGUAUUCCAUUUGUAUUGGUGAUGUUAGAGCAAAACUAUGUUCUUGUCAACUACUAUUUGGCUUACCUUAUAAAUUCCGUUCUCUCCUUUUUACUUA
This is a messenger RNA of Quercus lobata, 3873 nucleotides long. RefSeq names its product polyribonucleotide nucleotidyltransferase (gene RIF10). Gene Ontology annotation, biological process: mitochondrial RNA 3'-end processing; mitochondrial mRNA catabolic process. The transcript has 26 exons. NCBI's taxonomy places the organism in Eukaryota, Viridiplantae, Streptophyta, Magnoliopsida, Fagales, Fagaceae. Gene Ontology annotation, molecular function: 3'-5'-RNA exonuclease activity; RNA binding; polyribonucleotide nucleotidyltransferase activity. Gene Ontology annotation, cellular component: mitochondrion; chloroplast stroma; cytosol. The coding region runs from base 128 to 3109 and encodes 993 amino acids. The record is from RefSeq and is a predicted model, not a curated record.